Fundulus heteroclitus (mummichog) is the source of this 2294-nucleotide messenger RNA. RefSeq names its product PR domain containing 12b (gene prdm12b). Bases 216 to 1523 code for a protein of 435 amino acids. The transcript has 7 exons. Gene Ontology annotation, molecular function: histone methyltransferase binding. NCBI's taxonomy places the organism in Eukaryota, Metazoa, Chordata, Actinopteri, Cyprinodontiformes, Fundulidae. The record is from RefSeq and is a predicted model, not a curated record. Gene Ontology annotation, cellular component: nucleus. Gene Ontology annotation, biological process: neurogenesis.
UCUUCAGCUUCUUCUUCCUCCAGCAGCAGCUUCCUGGAGGCCCAGAGCAUCACGGACCUCCUCCUGGACUCUGUGGCCCCGGACUGCAGCGGCCUCUGGAUCAUUUCUGCUGAUCUGGGCUCAGUUAUUCCGCUCCGGCUCUUUAGUCCUAAUUGAGUGUGAGAGAGAAGCGAUAACAGACCUCCUCCUCUUCCUCCUCCUCCUCCUCCUCGGAGAUGCCGGAGCUCCGGCACAACCUGAGGCGCUGCUCAGCUCCCCUUCCCGCUCCGCUGCGUCUCCCCGCACCUCCUCCCCGCACCUCCUCCCCGGACCUCCCGGCCAUGGGCUCCGUGCUGCCCGCCGGCUCCUCUCUGGCCCUCAAGCCGGCCUUCAAGCCGCAGCAGCCGCCGCCGCCGCUGUCCCUGGCGGACAUCAUCACGUCGGACAUCCUGCACAGCUUCCUGUACGGCCGCUGGCGGCACGUGCUGGGCGAGCAGCCGCCGCACGCGCCGCAGCAUCACCUGCAGCACGAGGAGCGCACCGGGCCGAGCGCGAGCCCCAGGACCGCCUUCACGGCCGAGGUGUUGGCGCAGUCCUUCUCCGGAGAGGUCCAGAAGCUGUCCAGUCUGGUUCUGCCCAGUGAGGUCAUCAUCGCCCAGAGCUCGGUUCCAGGAGAAGGUCUCGGCAUUUUCUCCAAAACCUGGAUCAAGGCCGGAACCGAGAUGGGCCCGUUUACCGGACGCCUGGUGUCACCAGAACACGUGGACCUGUACAAGAACAACAGCCUGAUGUGGGAGGUGUUCAACGAAGACGGGACGGUGCGCUACUUCAUCGACGCGAGUCAGGAGGACCAGAGGAGCUGGAUGACCUACAUCAAGUGUGCCCGGAACGAGCAGGAGCAGAACCUGGAGGUGGUCCAGAUCGGCAGCAGCAUCUUCUACAAGGCGGUGGAGACCAUCCCUCCCGACCAGGAGCUGCUGGUCUGGUAUGGAAACUCCCACAACACCUUCCUGGGCAUCCCUGGGAUUCCUGGAGCCGACGAGGAGACAGGAAAGAAGACCAAACCCGAUGACUUCCACACCUGUGAAGGUUCCUCCUCAUCCUCCUCCUCCUCCUCUUCCUCCUCCUCCUCCUCCUCCAGCCUAGGACGCAUGCGCUGCGUCAUCUGCCACCGCGGCUUCAACUCCCGCAGCAACCUGCGCUCGCACAUGCGCAUUCACACGCUGGACAAGCCCUUCGUGUGCCGCUUCUGCAACCGCCGCUUCAGCCAGUCGUCCACGCUGAGGAACCACGUGCGCCUGCACACCGGCGAGCGGCCCUACAAGUGCCACGUCUGCCAGUCCGCCUACUCGCAGCUGGCCGGCCUGCGCGCGCACCAGAAGAGCGCGCGGCACCGGCCCAGCGGGGACGCCGGUGCCCAGGUGGGCGGCGUGGUGGUGGUGGGGGGCGGCGUGCACUCACCGCCGCCGGCCCACCCGCCCCAGCUGACGGCCGUGCCUCACCCCGCCUCGCUGGUCCACCACAUCCCCACCAUGGUGCUGUGAUCCGGCACCGAGACGCGGCGCUCAGGGCAGCUGACCCAGGUCCAAUGGGCCUUCUGACCCGGCUGGUUCUGUUCGAGGUCGAAGUUAAAUGUUGCACAUUGAAGCUGUAAAAUAAAUGUUACUGCAGGAUGAGGUCCGAGAAACAAUUAAACCCAAAAUGUUUCCCGGAUUUAUCAGAACCUGCUGCUGUGAACAAAGCUGAGUCAGCAGAAAUGUUUGACCCGGUCCAGCUGACACCUGACGCCGCGGAUGGAUCAGAACCGGCUGGGACGCUGCUUCAGUCUUUCCUCUGCAGGAGGUUCUGGACCCAUCCAGCUGCAUGAUGAGAAAUGUUCUGUUGGUGUCGUGUUUGCUUUGCAUGCUUCUGGUGAUGUGAAGACGGGCCGCUGCGGUCCGAACCCGGAGAAUUCUCCUGAGGAACUCCUGGAGUCCUCUCUGCUGCUGCUGGACCAGACAGACCCGAGGUUCUAAACGCAGCCAGCAUUACUGCCGGUGCUGUGUGGACGGGUUCUGUUGGCGCUGUUGGGUCUCGGGCUGGAACGGAGACGGCCUCCUGGUAGAACCUCUGAAAUGGUUCUACCUGCUGUUCCUCCAGAGUUUGGCGUGAAGGUCCUGUUGCUCAGCAUGGAGGAGGAACAUGAAAGGUUCUGAGCUGAACUCUGCGUCACUUUAUGUUGUUCCGUGUCUGGAUCUCGGUUCUGGAUAGAAAGAUGUAUCGCUUCUAUAAAUGACCUCAAACUUAUAAAGUCUUAAUAAAGUAUUUCUGCUGAA